This is a messenger RNA of Psilocybe cubensis, 1506 nucleotides long. RefSeq lists its product as uncharacterized. Gene Ontology annotation, biological process: translational initiation. The coding region runs from base 1 to 1506 and encodes 501 amino acids. The record is from RefSeq and is a predicted model, not a curated record. NCBI's taxonomy places the organism in Eukaryota, Fungi, Basidiomycota, Agaricomycetes, Agaricales, Agrocybaceae. Gene Ontology annotation, cellular component: eukaryotic translation initiation factor 4F complex. Gene Ontology annotation, molecular function: RNA 7-methylguanosine cap binding; translation initiation factor activity. The transcript has 3 exons.
AUGAGCUCCAACGACACUGAAAGCCCCGCGCCAGCAGCGGCACCCACCAUCACAACCACUGCGGCGACUGGAUCGUCGACAUCAUCGUCCUCGUCCACCACAAAGAAAACAGGCGGCGCUCGCCUGCCCUCGCUCAACCAGCUCGCAGCUCGCAUCAACAGCAACGCCGCCGCUGCCAACGGAGGCACAGCACCCGCUCUCCAGCCUAGCACGACCUCGGCCCCACGACCACGCCUCGCAGCGUUUGCACUGCGCACGGGGUCGACAACGAGCUUGAACACCGCGGCGUCUACUACUGACUCUAUCGCGGUGAACGCCCCCAGCACACGAUCCGUGUCGCCAGCAUUCAGCAAUGCAUCUCAGCAGAGCAGCGCAACAACAGGGGCGAGUGCUGCUGGAGAUGGCGGCGGGGAGCCGCUCACCACGGAGGGGCUCGAGAAGCUGAACCAGGAGACGGCGUCGGCGGAUGGCACGGUGAAGAUCCCCAUCCCCGUCGCUGCGGAGGCGCCGAAGAAGAAGGUGGGGUACAAGAAUAUCCCCAGCUUGGAUGCGAUCACUGCGCGCCUGGCGAAGACGCGCGCGAGUCAGUUGAGUGUCGACGGCUCGACGAUGCCACCUGAGCCGGAGAUGAUUGAAGAUCCCAAGACGCCUGGUGUGCCGAUGAAAGCACCUGAGCAUCCUCUGCAGUUCCCUUGGACGAUAUAUCACGACUCAAAAGCAAAGUUCCCUUAUACGCCAGCGACAGCUGCACCAGGGCACGGCUUCAGUCAACCAGCUCCAGGGACCAACUCCUCCACCGUCCCUGUCAACGAACCCUACUCUGCCUCUCACCCACCCGAGAGUACAGAAUACGAAGCUGGUCUCACCGUCAUCGGUGAAUUUGACACCGUCGAGGAAUUCUGCCGCUACUUCAACUGGCUGAAGCCGCCCUCGAAGCUGGAGAAGAACAGCAACUAUCACAUCUUCAAGUCGGGCAUCAAGCCCAUGUGGGAGGAUCCCGCGAACGCAAAUGGCGGGAAAUGGGUUCUGACAAUGAAGAACAACCCUGCUCUUUUGGAUCGCUGUUGGAGCUGGCUUGCUAUGGCGCUUGUAGGCGAGGAGCUUGAGGAUGGAGAUGAGAUCUGCGGCGCGGUUGUAAGUUUGAGGAGCAAAGUCGAUCGGAUCCAAGUUUGGACUCGCGGAAAGGACGACGUCGACAAGCUCAAUGGAAUUGGAAAACGACUAGUCAAGCUUUUGGAUGUCAGUGAAGCCGACAACAUUGGACUUGAAUUCCAGUUCAACAGCGACGACCGACCCCCUCCGAACAAAUAUCUCUCCAUCCAGUCGGCACCUACGUCGUCGUUCCGUCCUUCAUUCCAGAGUGCGGGAUCUGGUCCACCAUCUGCCGGCGUCGGUCACGCAUCUACACGGUCUUUCGGUGGAGAUGCGUCUGGUGCCUUUGGUGGUUUCGGGACAGGGAUGGGUAUCGGUGCACAAGCGUGGAAGGCUGGUAGCAAACGUAUCUAA